This is a messenger RNA of Cherax quadricarinatus, 1094 nucleotides long. Lineage: Eukaryota; Metazoa; Arthropoda; Malacostraca; Decapoda; Parastacidae. The record is from RefSeq and is a predicted model, not a curated record.
GUCUCCCCUAACUUCCUUGGGUCACUGAUGGUUAGGAUGAUGACACACGGACGCGAUUCAUCUGGCUACCAAAAGAUCCUCAGACAUCCGCUUAGAUCCAUCACGACGUUCGUGGAUCAGAUGUACAGCUCCCUGGCGACACUGGUAGAGAACGGUGGAGGGGAGGGAGAGAUGGAGGACUACUGGAGAAGUACCCUGGUUACUGUUCACCAUCACAUGAAGCAGUCACUCGCCCUCGGCGAGAUCUCUGAGGCAACCUUCAGCAACGAGGAACAGCUUGCUGAUCUGGUACUCCAAAUGAUGGCCUCCUAUUGAUGAAGAGGACGAGGAGGAUUCAAAGUUGCUUGUGACUGCAUUAAAAAUAUCAAAUAUUAUUUGACCUUUUAAUAAAACUUAAGAAAACGAAUAAUUUUUGUUAUUACUGUAUUAUUAUUAUUAUUAUUACUAUUAUUAUUAUUAUAUUAUUAUUAUUAUUAUUAUUAUUAACACAACGGCCGUUUCCCACCGUGGCAGGGUGACCCGAAGAAAAAACCGCUUUCCUCAUCACUCACUCAUGAAUAUAUAAGAUUUUAUAUAUAAAUAAGUCCCCAACUGUCGGAUUUAGUCUGAGUUCACAAGCAAGCUAACUCACGAUCUUCUGAAAUAUCCCCACCACAUAUAUAAUAAUGAUACUUAACAUAUAAAACGAGAUUAUACGCCGCAAGUGACCAAACCUGUGGUAUUCUCUCGCUAUAAUAUUAAAACAUCUUAUUCACACACUCCCAGAGCCACCAUUGCUCACUCCAUGACUGCAUAUAUAAUGUAGCUCCUGGAACCAUCUUGUGAUGAACCAACUUGUGACGAACCAUCUUAUGAUGAACUAUCUUGUGAUGAACCAUCUUAUGAUGAACCAACUUGUGACGAACCAUCUUAUGAUGAACCAACUUGUGAUGAACCAACUUAUGAUGAACCAUCUUGUGAUAAACCAUCUUGUGAUGAAUCAACUUGUGAUGAACCAUUUUAUGAUGAACCAACUUGUGAUGAACCAUCUUAUGAUGAACCAACUUGUGAUGAACCAACUUAUGAUGAACCAACUUGUGAUAAACCAUCUUGUA